This is a messenger RNA of Pteronotus mesoamericanus, 4366 nucleotides long. RefSeq names its product membrane bound transcription factor peptidase, site 1 (gene MBTPS1). NCBI's taxonomy places the organism in Eukaryota, Metazoa, Chordata, Mammalia, Chiroptera, Mormoopidae. Bases 515 to 3673 code for a protein of 1052 amino acids. The transcript has 23 exons. Gene Ontology annotation, biological process: proteolysis. Gene Ontology annotation, cellular component: Golgi apparatus. Gene Ontology annotation, molecular function: serine-type endopeptidase activity. The record is from RefSeq and is a predicted model, not a curated record.
CGCACGCAGGCCCCACGCAGGGCACGCACUGCCGGCAGGGCCGACGUUCCGGGCCGUCGGUCUCCCCGCCCCGAUGGCGCAGUGUCGCGAGAGUUUGGAGUAAACAGCCCCCGAAUGGAGAUCCGAGGCGUGUUCGCCGAGGAAGCGCCGUUAUCCCGGGCCCGCCGGACCCGAGCCUGAGACAGCCGCAGAUUGGCUCACGGAGUGUCUGCUCAUCCCCCUUGGACUUUGGUUGUGUGGUGCCAAUGGAGUGUAGGACUCAGUUUUCUGGGCUAGAGUGACAGAAGCCUAAUGUCCAAGAUGGAGAAGAAACGAAGAAAGAAAUGAAAGCCUCUUUUCAGGCCACAUCACGAGAGGCCAUGAAAUUUAACUUUUAUUUACAUUGGACAAGACUGUAAAAUGGCUGAUCAGUAAUGUUUCAGCUUUUAGCUGAAACAAAAAUUAACUUAUAAUCAAGGAAGAAAAAAGUGUGAUUUGAAUUUAUGCAAUUUUAUGACCACAUUCACUUAGGACCAUGAAGCUUGUCAACAUCUGGCUCCUUCUGCUAGUGGUUUUGCUCUGUGGGAAGAAACAUCUGGGUGAUAGACUGGAAAAGAGAUCUUUUGAAAAGGCCCCGUGCCCUGGCUGUUCCCACCUGGCUUUGAAGGUGGAAUUCUCCUCAACAGUUGUGGAAUAUGAAUAUAUUGUGGCUUUCAAUGGAUACUUUACAGCCAAAGCUAGAAAUUCAUUUAUUUCAAGUGCCCUGAAGAGCAGUGAAAUAGACAAUUGGAGAAUUAUUCCUCGAAAUAAUCCAUCCAGUGACUACCCUAGUGAUUUUGAGGUGAUUCAGAUAAAAGAAAAACAGAAGGCGGGGCUGUUAACACUUGAAGAUCAUCCAAACAUCAAACGGGUGACACCCCAACGGAAGGUCCUUCGUUCCCUCAAGUACGCCGAGUCUGACCCCGUAGUGCCCUGUAAUGAAACCCGAUGGAGUCAGAAGUGGCAGUCGUCCCGUCCCCUGCGAAGAGCCAGCCUCUCCCUAGGCUCUGGGUUCUGGCACGCUACGGGAAGACAUUCGAGUCGACGGUUGCUGAGAGCCAUCCCACGCCAGGUUGCCCAGACCCUGCAGGCGGAUGUGCUUUGGCAGAUGGGAUAUACAGGUGCUAACGUAAGGGUUGCUGUUUUUGACACUGGGCUGAGUGAGAAGCAUCCCCACUUCAAAAAUGUGAAGGAGAGAACCAACUGGACCAAUGAGCGAACGCUGGAUGACGGGCUGGGCCACGGCACAUUUGUGGCAGGGGUGAUAGCCAGCAUGAGGGAAUGCCAAGGAUUUGCUCCAGAUGCUGAACUUCAUAUUUUCAGAGUCUUUACCAACAACCAGGUGUCCUACACAUCCUGGUUCCUGGACGCCUUCAACUAUGCCAUCUUAAAGAGGAUCGAUGUGCUCAACCUCAGCAUCGGUGGCCCCGACUUCAUGGACCAUCCCUUUGUCGACAAGGUGUGGGAAUUAACGGCUAACAACGUGAUCAUGGUUUCUGCUAUUGGCAAUGAUGGGCCUCUUUAUGGCACUCUGAAUAACCCUGCUGAUCAAAUGGACGUGAUUGGAGUAGGCGGCAUUGACUUUGAGGAUAACAUCGCCCGCUUCUCUUCAAGGGGAAUGACUACCUGGGAGCUACCGGGAGGCUAUGGCCGAAUGAAACCUGAUAUUGUCACCUAUGGUGCUGGAGUGAGGGGCUCCGGUAUGAAAGGGGGAUGCCGGGCCCUCUCGGGGACCAGUGUGGCUUCUCCAGUGGUCGCCGGCGCUGUCACCUUGCUAGUAAGCACCGUCCAGAAACGUGAAUUGGUGAAUCCGGCCAGCAUGAAGCAGGCCCUGAUUGCGUCAGCCCGGAGGCUGCCUGGUGUCAAUAUGUUUGAGCAAGGCCAUGGCAAGCUGGACCUGCUCAGAGCCUAUCAGAUCCUCAACAGUUACAAACCACAGGCAAGUUUGAGCCCCAGCUACAUAGAUCUGACUGAGUGUCCCUACAUGUGGCCCUACUGCUCCCAGCCCAUCUAUUAUGGAGGAAUGCCGACCAUCGUCAAUGUCACCAUCCUCAACGGCAUGGGCGUCACAGGACGAAUUGUAGACAAGCCUGACUGGCAGCCCUACUUACCGCAAAAUGGAGACAACAUCGAAGUGGCUUUCUCUUACUCCUCCGUGUUGUGGCCUUGGUCAGGCUACCUGGCCAUCUCCAUUUCUGUCACCAAGAAAGCGGCUUCCUGGGAAGGCAUUGCGCAGGGGCACGUCAUGAUCACCGUAGCUUCCCCAGCAGAGGUGGAGUCAAAAAAUGGUGCAGAACAGACUUCCACAGUGAAGCUCCCAAUAAAGGUGAAGAUAAUUCCUGCUCCUCCUCGAAGCAAGAGAAUUCUUUGGGACCAGUACCACAACCUCCGCUAUCCACCCGGCUACUUCCCCAGGGAUAAUCUGAGGAUGAAGAAUGACCCCUUAGACUGGAACGGUGACCACAUCCACACGAACUUCAGGGACAUGUACCAACACUUGAGAAGCAUGGGCUACUUUGUCGAAGUCCUCGGCUCCCCCUUCACAUGCUUUGAUGCUAAUCAGUAUGGAACUUUGCUCAUGGUGGACAGUGAGGAGGAGUACUUCCCCGAGGAGGUCGCCAAACUGCGGCGGGAUGUGGACAAUGGCCUUUCACUCAUCGUCUUCAGUGAUUGGUACAACACGUCUGUUAUGAGAAAAGUCAAAUUUUACGAUGAAAACACGAGGCAGUGGUGGAUGCCAGACACCGGGGGGGCCAACAUCCCAGCUCUGAAUGAACUUCUCUCUGUCUGGAACAUGGCGUUCAGCGAUGGCCUAUACGAAGGGGAUUUUACCUUGGCAAGCCAUGACAUGUAUUAUGCGUCAGGGUGCAGCAUUGCUAAAUUUCCAGAAGAUGGCAUAGUGAUAACACAGACUUUUAAAGACCAAGGAUUGGAGGUUUUAAAGCAAGAAACAGCAGUUGUUGAGAAUGUCCCCAUUUUGGGACUUUAUCAGAUUCCAGCUGAGGGCGGAGGCCGCAUUGUGUUGUACGGAGACUCGAAUUGCUUGGAUGACAGUCACCGACAGAAGGACUGCUUUUGGCUCCUGGAUGCGCUCCUUCAGUACACAUCAUACGGGGUGACCCCUCCCAGCCUCAGUCAUUCCGGGCACCGGCAGCGCCCUCCCAGCGGGGCAGGCUUGGCCACUCCAGAGAGGAUGGAAGGGAACCACCUGCACCGCUAUUCCAAGGUCCUGGAGGCCCGUUUGGGAGGCCCGGAGCCUCGGGCUCUGCCGGCCUGUCCGCACUUGUCGUGGGCCAAGCCACAGCCUUUAAAUGAGACGGCUCCCAGUAAUCUUUGGAAACAUCAGAAGUUACUCUCCAUCGACCUGGACAAAGUGGUGUUACCCAACUUUCGAUCGAAUCGCCCUCAAGUGAGACCUUUGUCUCCGGGAGAAAGUGGUGCCUGGGACAUCCCUGGAGGGAUCAUGCCUGGCCGCUACAACCAGGAGGUGGGCCAGACCAUUCCCGUCUUUGCCUUCCUGGGAGCCAUGGUGGUCCUGGCCUUCUUUGUGGUACAAAUCAACAAGGCCAAAAGCAGGCCGAAGCGGAGGAAACCCAGGGUGAAGCGCCCACAGCUCAUGCAGCAAGUUCACCCACCAAAGACCCCUUCUGUGUGACAUCAGACCACUGACCGUGAGAGCCAGAGGGAGCCUCAUCCUGACAGCCUUGCUGGGCAGGCAGAGCCGCGAUGUUUCCAGAGGGGCCGCCCGCUUCAAGGGCCUGAGUCUUCAGUGGCGGGGCUCUGGGAGUCCGUUCUAAAUGGACCUCCCCCUGUGAUGCAUAGAGGCCCGCGUACAUCUUGAAGUGUCCUGUAGCCCGGGUCCUGCAGGAGGGGCUCCACAGAUCAGCCUCAGGUGGGACCGCACCCAGCCGCUGCAUGCACCAAAGACUCGGAAAACAGUAAAAGGCUGUCUGGGGUCCCUGACCCAAGAGGGAGGAUGUACUUUUUAACAGCCCAACUGACCAAGCAAAGAUAUGCUCAUUAAGGCUAUUUUCUAUAUUUAUUGUUGGGGAAAAGUCACUUUAAAGACUUGUGCUAUUUGAAGCAAAGCUAUUUUUUUUGUCAAUGGAAUGCAGUUUUUUACUAUUCCAUCAUGAGGAAUAACACAGAUUCCGUGAUCUCCUUUUUAAUGAAAGGACAAACUGAGAUUUGAAGGCAAAUUGCACAGAUCUGUGAAGCAUAGACCUUCGCUUUAUUUUUAUAAGUCUCAACUGCCAUCAUGUUUUAUAAUAAUGGGGUCUUGAUUUCACCAUUGUCGGUGAAGAAAAUUUUCAAUAAAUAUGCAUUACCUGUAUGAAGCUAAAAAGAA